Molecule: messenger RNA, 2048 nt
Organism: Coregonus clupeaformis (lake whitefish)
Lineage: Eukaryota; Metazoa; Chordata; Actinopteri; Salmoniformes; Salmonidae
Gene: naf1
Product: nuclear assembly factor 1 homolog (S. cerevisiae)
Exons: 9
Coding region: 630-2048 (472 amino acids)
Biological process (GO): pseudouridine synthesis; ribosome biogenesis; box H/ACA snoRNP assembly
Cellular component (GO): sno(s)RNA-containing ribonucleoprotein complex
Molecular function (GO): RNA binding
Source: RefSeq, a predicted model, not a curated record
AACAUAACUUAGCGGUUGCGGAGAGAAUAGACAGCAGAGUACUGAGAGUAGCAGAGAGCAGACUGCUGAGAGAACAGCUUUGUAGCCUUAACUACUCUAACGUCCAGAUGUCAUCUUGAGGGGUCUCCACUGGUCUGUGAGGUAUCCAGGUCCAGGUGUCAUCUUGAGGGGUCUCCACUGGUCUGUGAGGUAUCCAGGUCCAGGUGUCAUCUUGAGGGGUCUCCACUGUGGUCUGUGAGGUAUCCAGGUCCAGGUGUCAUCUUGAGGGGUCUCCACUGGUCUGUGAGGUAUCCAGGUCCAGGUGUCAUCUUGAGGGGUCUCCACUGUGGUCUGUGAGGUAUCCAGGUCCAGGUGUCAUCUUGAGGGGUCUCCACCGGUCUGUGAGGUAUCCAGGUCCAGAUGUCAUCUUGAGGGGUCUCCACUGUGGUUUCCGAGGCAACCAGGGGUGUAUUCAUUAGUACACACAGUAGUAAAACUUUUUGCAACAAAACUAGUCCUAAGCGUUUCUUAUUGAACAAAUUCAGUCCCUCCCGCUUCGUUCCGUUUGGUUCCUAGUGACUGUAACCCAGUUGACUGUAGUUGUGGUGUCUUUAUCCCCAGGUGUGAUAUAGUCUCUACCCGGUAACGGGAUGGAGGCCCAACCAGAGGAGACGGCCGUGGUACCGGAGGUUCUUCAGAGCUCAGCAGAGACACACGGAGAGGAACCGGAACCUAACAACGGUACCAGCACCGAGCACCGGGAGGACAGAUGCACAGCUGAGACAGAACCUCAGGGACUGACCUCCGUGACCCCAGACAGCCGCUUACCGGGAGAGUUAACGGGAGGAGCGGAGGAGAUGGAGGUUACGGAGAAUCUCAACUCUGUCUGGAGCUCCGAGCUGGGAGACGGACACACCCCCCUCCCCCAGGACCCCCCGCAGGACGGGGAGGACCUCCCCCAGGACGGGGAGGACCUCCCCCAGGACGGGGAGGACCCCCCCCAGGACCUCCCCCAGGACGGGGAGGACCUCCCCCAGGACCUCCCCCAGGACGGGGAGGACCUCCCCCAGGACCUCCCCCAGGACGGGGAGGACCUCCCCCAGGACCUCCCCCAGGACGGGGAGGACCUCCCCCAGGACCUCCCCCAGGACGGGGUGUGUGCCAGGGACCAGCGGGACGGCAGCAGCUCCUCCUCAGACAGUGACUCAGACUCCUCUUCCUCCUGUGUGACGCUGGCUGUUGUGUCAGGUCAGGCAGAUGAAGAGGAAGAUGAUGAUGAAGGCUUCAGUCGGGCAAGGAAACCCUGUUCCAUCAGAACACUGGGCGAGACCCUGCCUGAGGAGUUGCCUGCUGUAGAGGAGUUGACGGUGGUUCUACCAGAGGAGGCGGAGAUACUGCCCCUAGGAUCAGUCACCAGUAUCAUCCAACAGCUGGUGAUCAUACAGUCAUUGAAGGACACGCCCCCUCUGAAGGACGACAGCGUCAUCUUCAACUCUGAUAGGCUGGCCGUGGGCAAGGUAUUUGAGGUGUUUGGGCCGGUCUCCAGUCCCUUCUAUGUGUUGAGGUUUAACUCAGAGAGUGACAUCACAGAGAGAGGAGUGAAGCUGAAGGAUUCCAUGUUCUACGCCCCGUCUCUCACUGACUACACCCUGUACAUCCUCACAGAGCAGCUACGACGGUUGAAAGGCUCGGACGCGUCCUGGAAGAAUGACCAGGAGCCGCCACCAGAGGCGUUGGACUUCAGUGAUGAUGAGGCAGAACAGAUGAUGAAAAGGAAGAAGAAGAAGGGGAAUGUUCAGAAGAGUGAGAGAGAAAGAGGACAGAGAGCCCAGCACCAACCAGACGGAGAUUCCGUCACCAGACCACAGAUGUCCCAGAGGCCUUUGCAACAGAGUCGUCCACCCCGCCGUGACAACUGGGGUCCCCCACCACGAUACGAAGGGGCUCCAUUCUACCCCCACCAGCCCCACUACCCCUACCCUCCCCCUUACCAGCCCCAGUCCUUCCCCCUCUACCCUCCCCCUCCUCCCUCCCACAUUGAGGGAGACCCAGCCCCUGAGCCAGAAUGA